Molecule: messenger RNA, 1497 nt
Organism: Didymosphaeria variabile
Lineage: Eukaryota; Fungi; Ascomycota; Dothideomycetes; Pleosporales; Didymosphaeriaceae
Gene: wc2
Product: white collar 2 type of transcription factor
Exons: 2
Coding region: 1-1497 (498 amino acids)
Biological process (GO): regulation of DNA-templated transcription
Molecular function (GO): zinc ion binding; protein binding; sequence-specific DNA binding
Source: RefSeq, a predicted model, not a curated record
AUGUACCAGAAUGGCGGCUCGCUCUCCGCUGAAAUACCAGGCCUUGCGCCCAUGCAGGCUCUCCCCCCAGACACCGUCGCCGAGCUGAACAUGUCGGUCGAGGACAUGAUGCCCAUGGAAAUGGACCUGUCGCAGUUCGACGACGGGUCUGUUUCCACCCCGCAGGCCAAUUACUCCCCGUUCCCCGGGCAGCUGCAGCAGCAAAUGUCCACCGCCAGCAACCCCAACGAUGCUUUUGCGCUGCAGCAGGACACCACCAUGACGGGCGCCGGCGCCGGCCCGCUGCCCACCGGCUUCGGCGCCCCCAGUCUUAACCCUUCCGGCAGCACCCUCACCGAAUUCACCAAGCGGCGUAACUGGUCGCAGCGGGUGCUCGAGGAACUGCGCGACCUGCUGCACAUUCUCACACCCGACGGCCGUAUUCUUUAUGCCUCGCCAUCGUGUAAAGCUCUUACCGGGUGGGAGCCGCAGCAGCUCAUCGGCCGCUUUGUUGGCGAGUUUAUACACCCCGACGACAGCGGCAUUUUCGUGAAAGAGUUCAACGAGUCAAUAGCCUCAGGCAACCCCCUCCGCUUCUUCUACCGAUUUCGAAAGACCGACGAGACAUGGGUCAUCUUCGAGGCUCACGGCCACCCCCAUCUGAGCAGCGACCCGAGCACGUUUGCGCCACCGAACACAAUGAACUGCCGCGGCUUCUUCAUGAUGGCCCGCCCGUACCCGACCAAGAACGCCGCGCUGCUGGACUCCUUCCUCGAGCACAAGAUCGAAAACGAGCGGCUUAUGAAGCGCAUCGCCGAGCUUAAGCGGGAAGAGCAGGAGGAAACAGAGGCGCAGGAGCGACACUGGCAGAAGAAAGCAGAUAACGUGUCAUCCGUGACGCCCUCGGCCACGGAAACACAGGGACAGACCGAAAGUGUGAGCGCAAGCGCCAUGGCGGCAUACAACGCCAUGCCCCCGCCCGCGAAACCAGGCGUCUCGAACACGGCGCUCACCCGCCAGAAUCUGGAUGAGGCGCUGGCUGCAAGCAAGCCCGACAGUAUAAAUGACAAGAUGGCGCGCUACGAGGGAGCCACCCACCUGGAAACAAUAGAAAUGUUGACUGGUCUGCGCUACCGCGACGGAGAGCGGUCCCAGGGUAUUAGUACAGGCGAGCACAGCCCGAUGUUAAUAAGAGGCGAUGCCGGGAUCCAGAUAUCGCUGGACCGCGACGGUAGGACCUCGUCAGACAAGAAGAAGAAACUCAAGAUUGCGGACGAAUAUGUGUGCACUGACUGCGGCACCCUGGAUUCGCCUGAAUGGAGGAAGGGUCCCAACGGACCGAAGACGCUAUGCAACGCCUGCGGAUGUGAGCUACUGAACUUUGUCAUUUUUGUAUCUUUACUAAUUGUUGCAGUGCGCUGGGCAAAGAAGGAGAAGAAGAAGCAGAGCCAAACAGGCAAUGGACAGUCCUCGCACACGCCAGGCCUGCCGAUGCAUUCGAGUACAAACAGUAGCUGA